AUGUCACUCCUAACUUUGCAUGGCGCGUUUGAUAGGAUAUCUUCCCAAAGGCCGGACGAGGGGCUCAUCAACAAGUUCAAGAAGACCUUCCCAGAUGUCGUCUCGGGAGCCUCUUUGGUCAGAGAUACCUUAAAGACCAUCAACCACGCUGCUGUCGAGUCAGAAAUGCAAGGCAGGUCUGGUACCGACAGCGAGGGCAUCAAAAUCAACGAUCCGACUCCUCGGGCUAUUCAAGAUUUCAGAUUCACACCGUCCUCGAUGGAUCCCAACUCGUUCUCUUUCAUGUCGCUGGCAAACCAGCCUCCAGGCUAUUAUACGCCCGCUUCAGGAGACAUGGCUACGAUUUACCAUCACGCUGAGUAUCUUCACACGCCCACCCUGGGAUCCGAUCUUGUCACUCCACUAUCCAUUCAAAACAGCCUUUCUGGGGGCCUUCCGAUUGACCCAAAUGCGGACAUAAGCAUGCACGGCUUUCAUGAUCAAUUUCUCCCGCACCAGUUCCAGAAUCCGAAUCCGUUUGCACAACAAGUAUCGUAUUCACAUAGCACGUUCGUCCAUCGUGAUUCGGGCUGCGAUCCGUUAGAUCGAUCAGGGGAAGAGUCAUCUCUGGAUCCUAUGAACAUUCAGGAAACUCAGCCCUUGGAUCUGGUGGCACCAACAGCUGGUUUUUCGGAACAAAUGGACAUCAGCUCCAUGAUAGACCACGAGAAAUUUCGCUACCUUGUCACGCUACGCGUGCCGACGGCUAUGAUCAAGCAUCCGGAUGAGAUACCUGUGACUUACCUUAACAAGGGACAAGCUUACUCAAUCUCGGUAGCAGACACAGCUCCGCCACAGGUGAGCACACAGCCGCUCAAGUAUCGGACCUAUAUCCGCGUGUCUUUCGAUGACGAACAGCAACGUUCAAAACCGGCCGCUUGCUGGCAAUUGUGGAGGGAGGGCCGCGGGUCGAAUGAGGCUCAUCAGCGGGGUGGGAAGCUUCUAGCUGUGGAAUACGUGGAUCCUAUCCAAGGCGGAGAUGACGAGAAUCGCCGCCGUCAGAUCGAGCUUGAGAGCGCAUCUUUUGAUGGCUUUUGCGUGACUUGGACUCCCAACCCAGUUACCGGAACGUCUGACUGUGCAAUUUCGGUUCGUUUCAACUUUCUCUCAACCGAUUUCAGCCACUCCAAAGGUGUCAAGGGAAUCCCCGUGAGAUUAUGUGCCAAGACGGAAUUGUUGUCUCCUCGAGACGAGAAUUCUGAUGCUCAGAGCCCGGAAGUCUGUUACUGUAAAGUCAAGCUCUUUCGGGAUCACGGCGCAGAGCGGAAGCUUUCCAACGACAUUGCCCAUGUAAAGAAAACCAUUGAGAAGCUCAAACAACAGAUCGCGCAACUAGAGAUGCGAGAAGGAAAUCUCAGUAAACGCAAGCGCAGCAGCGGCUCUAUCGCUGUCAGGCCUUCCGACAAUCGACCUGGCAAGGUUCCCAAGCAUAAGCGAACCUGGUCGAUAGAUUCGCAAAAUGAUGACUCGGGAAAGCCCUCUGCGGAGGAAGAUCUCCAUCUGAAGUUGGCGAUGAUGCAGGACAUGUUCUCCUCCACCCGGCCCGUGAGCGUUUUUAGUCUGAGAGGAGAUGAGCACGAUGACCCAGACCUGUACCCAGUCAUUCUCCCUGGUGACUUGCAUGGCUCCACUUCCCGCCAGAGCACCCAGGAGUCGGCUCUCGGUAUCGAUACAAUCUCCGGAGUAUCCAACAUUCUCUCUCCCACGACCAGCAGUGUCUCCAUUAACUCUCCUCGUCAUCCUGUGGAACAGCAGCAAGGAUAUGACAAUGUGGACUGGUCGAGCGCUCCUGUGCAUCACUCUCUAUUAAAUCAACCGGUGAAAGUUCAGAAGCUACCCCGCGACGGUACAUCAGGUUCCGCUGGAUACAUUGAGGCAAUCGAUAUCGACCCCACAUAUAGGCCUCCGGCUGAGCGUCCCCCUAAACCUAUUGCUUGCUUCUAUAUCCGCUUCUCGAGCGAGCACUCUGGUGAUGACUACUACCGGGCGGUUUACCUUAGUAAGCGCACCGUCCAAGAUUUGAUGGUGAAGAUCUCGGAGAAACGCAAGAUCGAUCCCGACCGCAUUGUCCGCAUUCUUCGCGUCAAUCACAAUGGUCUCAAGAUCAUGGUGGAUGAUGAUGUCGUCCGGGAGCUUCCCGAGGGCCAGGAUAUGGUUGCGGAGUUCUCCGAGACGAAAACCGAGUUCGACACCCCGUCUUCCGCUGUGGAAGUCAAAUUAACAUAUUAA
Messenger RNA from Rasamsonia emersonii CBS 393.64, 2268 nucleotides. Its product is annotated as CP2 transcription factor. The transcript has 4 exons. Gene Ontology annotation, cellular component: nucleus. Gene Ontology annotation, biological process: regulation of transcription by RNA polymerase II. Lineage: Eukaryota; Fungi; Ascomycota; Eurotiomycetes; Eurotiales; Trichocomaceae. The coding region runs from base 1 to 2268 and encodes 755 amino acids. The record is from RefSeq and is a predicted model, not a curated record. Gene Ontology annotation, molecular function: DNA-binding transcription activator activity, RNA polymerase II-specific; RNA polymerase II cis-regulatory region sequence-specific DNA binding.